This is a messenger RNA of Cylicostephanus goldi, 967 nucleotides long. The record is from the annotation of a GenBank genome assembly. NCBI's taxonomy places the organism in Eukaryota, Metazoa, Nematoda, Chromadorea, Rhabditida, Strongylidae.
AAACAGCAAGAUAUGCAAAACAGGACAUUGAAAUGAAUAAAAAUUCAAAAAAUUAUCAUCAGUGAGACCGCAUGAUUUUCAGACCCAUCGCUCCGUAGUACUGUAUGUCCCAAACGAAGAGUGCAAUUACGGCAUAGAAAUUACCGUAGUUGACUCACGCAAUCGUCGGAGCACGACGACCAAAACCCAGGUUAUCCGUUACGAGGAAAAAUACCAAAUGCUACUUUCCGGAGAUGGUUGGAACACUGGAGUUAUCGUGCUGUCCUUGGUCGUGCUAGCGUCAUUCUUAUCGGUGUCGGCAGCUUUGGUGGCAUGUCGAGUUCGUGACAGGAGAGAGUGGAACACGAUCAAAAGAAGCAUUAGUCCACCUUCACCUGGAUUGACGAUAACAAGGACAACAUCAGCUUCAGCCGUUGGACUUGCGAAUAAAUACGUCAUGAACGAGCGAUGUCCUAUGCGAACGGUGAAUAUGGUUCGGCUUUCAUUCUCAGAGAAUAGUGAGAGAGGAGCAAACUCUACGCCAAUGAUUAAAAAUAAUUCCACUGGUACCGCCGAGACCGAUGAUGGUUCAAAGGAUGCUAGCACUCCAACAACUGAUGAAGCUGACUAUGAUACUAUAGGAACACCUAGAUUAACGCAUAAUCCCUGCCAAUCUGGCACUUGCUCAGGAAGAUGCUUGCCGGCGUCGAUUAUAACAGCGGUUUCCAAUAUAAAGCCUAGUACUUUGAUAGUCCCCCACGAUUACCUAGUAGUUAGCCGAAGACUUUCACGACCUCCCUUUUCACUUUGGACCACCAAGCAUGUUGUGUGGCCGGCCACGGAACAGACGUUUGCCAUCAAGUAUUCCCAACAAGGGAUUGGCCACUUGCGGAGAGAGUUCAAGGUGCUGAACCAUAUGUCGGUAAAUCACAAGAAUCUGGUCAGAUGGCUGGGUGUCGGAGUUUGCAGUGGACAGGUGACUAACUAA